CAGGCUCCGCCCCCCUGCGUGUUCCCCAGAUCUCCCAGCUCUCUGAUCCACUCAGCAGUUCGGAGCUCCGAGGCCCCCGGAGAGCAGACAUGUUUACCUGCAGAGCGGCCUGGCAGCGGUGUGGGCCCCUGGCCCGGAGAGCGGCCUACAGGAGGCCCCUGGACGGCGUGCAGCGGCGGCCCAUGUCGUCAGUCCCUGGCGGUUCCGGGGAGAACAUCCUGUACACCGUGCUGUGUGGCGGAGCGCUGGUCGGCGCGCUGUCCUACGGAUAUGUGACCGUCACCUCGGACCAUGCCAGGUUCAACGAGCGCAUCAGUGAAAUCAGAGCCCGGCCAAAGACGGACUGGACCCCUAAACCCUGGCCGCCUAAAGGAAAAGAUGAAGAUGAAGAUGUAGAGGCUGAAGCUGAGGAAGAGGAGGCCGCUGCUGAGGCAGAGGCCGUAGUGGAGGAAGCAGCUGAGGCUGAGGCCGCUGAGGCGGUCGCUGAGGCCGACGCCGAGGUGACACAGGAAGCGGAGGCAGCUGCAGAGGAAGUGGCCGAGGCGGUGGAAGACGCCGUUCAGGCCGUGGCGGAACCCGCCGAGGCCGGCGCCGAGGAGACCCAAAGCGAUGGUACGAGCUCUUAAUCUGAGGAAGCCUGAGGUUCCUCUCAUUCACUGCAGGGAGACGCACACGGCAGACCGCUUAGCAUCCACACUCGACCAGCAUCACAGGGAGCAAAGGGACCAGUCCCAGUUGGUAGAACCAGUAGAGGCUAGCCAACCGGCCUCACCUCCUAAUGCACAUCCUCUCUUGUUGUCCUUAAAGUGUAUAUUUGCUUUUUAAUUUAUUGGAGCGGGUGCUGCUGACGGGGAUCUGUGGGGUGUGCAGUGUAGACCGCCGUGCAUCUGAUCUUCUGGUUCUUUCCUUUGUUUUUUUUGCUCCGUUAAAAAGCACAAACUCUCCGAGGUAAAUCUGCACUUUCCUUCCCGGCCGUGAGCUCUCAUGCAAUGCUCAUUUGCAGUUAUGGGUGAAAUAAAUGUGAUCACUCAACAAGCCUCACCAUAUGCCUCCAACUUUAACCCUCAGCAGCAUAUGGGCCCAAAUUUCCAACGCCGUUAGCUGGUAAGGAAACACCUUUAGCCAUUUUGUUCCAAUGCUCUGAGUGGCGUUGGCUAAGAUUUGACCAAACGCUGUUUUUCUUUGCUUUAAGCGUCUGUAAGCUGCUGUUCUGAUAUCACAGCAUACAUGUAUGGAUGUUUAGCUCUGGCUGUGAUACACCUGUGUCUUCAUGCAAUGUUCCCACUCUGUAACAGUGUGUUCUUCUCUAAUGUCACGACAAAUGCUGUGAAUCAUUCAUUCUAGGUUUACAAACCAAUCCACAUCAAUAAUGUGAUCAUAUUUCUAUUUUGCUUAUAACUGGACAAUGAGCACUGUGAACAGAUAUUAUUUCAUCAGGUCUACAAUAAAGUCUUUGUUAAAUGAAGAU
Molecule: messenger RNA, 1468 nt
Organism: Cyprinodon variegatus (sheepshead minnow)
Lineage: Eukaryota; Metazoa; Chordata; Actinopteri; Cyprinodontiformes; Cyprinodontidae
Gene: mgarp
Product: mitochondria localized glutamic acid rich protein
Exons: 5
Coding region: 90-626 (178 amino acids)
Biological process (GO): anterograde axonal transport
Cellular component (GO): mitochondrion
Source: RefSeq, a predicted model, not a curated record